Strongylocentrotus purpuratus (purple sea urchin) is the source of this 2373-nucleotide messenger RNA. RefSeq lists its product as uncharacterized. The transcript has 4 exons. The record is from RefSeq and is a predicted model, not a curated record. Gene Ontology annotation, biological process: signal transduction. NCBI's taxonomy places the organism in Eukaryota, Metazoa, Echinodermata, Echinoidea, Camarodonta, Strongylocentrotidae. Gene Ontology annotation, molecular function: protein binding. The coding region runs from base 124 to 735 and encodes 203 amino acids.
AUAUAAAGUGCCAUAACUCGGUCAAUAGUCACAUAUAUCUGUAACUCGUUACGUAUUUUGCGUAAAUAUAACAUUCUAAUUUCGAAGAAAUUAUCAGGGAUUAGGGCAAAAUAAGGAAUCACCAUGACUGACUCAUUAACAGACGAAAGAAUUAGCGAAUUGGCAGAGGCUUUGGCCGUAGACAAGAGAUUACCCGCGCUAGGUCUAAAGCUCGGAUUCAGGCCAACAAAGGUCGAUAUGUAUAUGAGUAAUAAUAAGAGGAAUGAUAGUUUCGAAGGAACCACCGCCAUGCUCUUUGACUGGAAAAGAAAGACCAAAAAAGUGGAACAAAUUCCUGAUUUAGUGAAGGCACUGAGUGACUCUGGUUUAGUGGAAUUUGUGGAUGAAUUCUUCCCCGAAGGAGCCGCAAGACAAGUGACAGUCCCAACGGAAAACCCUUCCACUUCAGCUUCAAAUGUGGGCAGCAAAAGCUCGAUGGACCGACUUGUGAAGGAGAAGGAACUCAUGAAACUGGCAGGUUGCCUUCCAGCAGAUUCCUACUCAGAGGUCGCCAUUAACUUAGGGGUUGGGUUCACCGAACACGACAACAUCAGGAGGCAAAAUGCAUCAUUAAAAGAUGCUAAUUUUAAAAUGUUAAUGAAAUGGAAAUGCAGAGAAGAGGGUGGAAAAGUGAAAGAUCUGGAUAAAGCUUUAAAUGAAGCUAGUUGUGGAGGGCUUAUGUACAAAGAUGUGUAACUAUUUCAUGGUAUCCGCAAGUUUAUUUAUGCUACGAUCGCAAAGAUUUUUCGAAAAGAAAUAAACUAAAAAGGAAUUUCACCAGGCUUUGUCCAUCACCGAUUAGAAUGUAUGAAUAUUACUGCCAGGGACGUGUUACGCAAUCUGUACCUGAUUUCAAAGGGAUAAACGAUGAUAUAUUGAAUUUACCCUGUAAUUAAAUAAUUUUCGAAAGUCUUUGUAAUCGUGUUAACAUAGUGAAGUAAAAUAUCAGAGUUGAAGUUCUGGCACUACCACCAUUCACUACCUAUACAUUUUGGUCUUCUAUUCUAUCCAUUCUAGUUUACUCUUCCCUCACUUCAAUUUUGCUUUUCAACUUUAAAGACCUCCGGCGUAUCUGAAUCAAAUCAUUCAUCUUUGUGGUGUAUAUAUGUUUUCAGGAUGCAUUUUAUACUCAUUGUAAUUUGUGUGAAUGUACUAGUUUAGCUGCAGCACUUGUCUUUAAACCACGACCAGAUCAAUUUUGCCGAUUCCAUGGCAACUACUAAAUUGAGUUUAAACAUUUCAUUUGACUUUUAUACCGAAGGUGACAAAUGCAAUAAUUAUUUACGAUAACAUUCAACAUCCAAAGUUAUAAUUAAUUGUUCAUAGAAAGCUGGGACAAUUAUGAUCACAAAUGUAUAACUCAUGCCAAUUAAGUUUCAUUGAAUAACACGUAACACCAAUGAUUCAAACAUUGUGUCCUUUUUACCCAAUGUAUGCCCACGACCGUUAAUGUUAUGUAUGUAUGGAUAUAAGGUUGCAUUAAUCUGUCGUCUAGUUCAACGUGUUGUGUUCAUCAGUGAAACGGAUGAUAACCGAUUGAUAAUAGUACAAUAGGACUUUGAAACGCAAUGAUAGCCCACAAAAGGUGUUUACCAGUCAUCGGGGAAUACCAUCUUUUAUGUGCUGGCAGUCAUGGAAGACUGAGUAAAAAUCCUGUAUUCAACUACACGUGUUAUCUUGCUUUACCACGAUUUUGAUGAAUACAUGUCGUAUAAAACUUGUUUUUAUAAAAAUCGACGAGGACAACCGACUAUCAAUAUAGAAUAUCCCAGUUGCUGAUCGUGACCUUGAAUUUAUUCAUAUUAUAUUGUUAUUUGACUAUUCAGAUCCUCGACCAUUAAGAUUUUACAUGUUUGAAUAUUGAUAUCAGAUAUUGUAAGUUGCACAACGUCGGAUCGAAGUCCGAUCAAAUAAAGAGCGGUAGGCUUCUGGCAAAAAUUAAUGAGUAAUCUCUUUAACUAAAAGAAAUUUGAAUGAUUAAUCUCUUCAAAUUCAUGAAACAUUUUCAUAUCGAAGCGUAUUGAUAUAUUGCACUGAUCAUAACAAGGGCUUCGUGAAUAAGUAAACGAAUUUCAUAAAGAUCUAGUCCAAGGGUUCCUUGCACAAGUGAAACUCUUUCUCAAACCAAAGACUUGUCUCUGCCUCAAGUCUGACCCAAGCUGUUACCCUAGCCCGGACUCUUUGCCUUACAUAACAUGAAUGCAGAUCCAAUGUUGUGUCAUUGUUUAAAAUGUCUCAUAUUCGAUAUGAUUCUGUGAAAUAAAUGUGUUACUUGAUUACAAUCUUGACCCAGCUGUAUGGUUGACGAAAUAAACCAAGUAGGAGCAAACGAAA